CAGCGGCCUCCCCUGCCUGUGGCUGGCUUCCUUGGUGGUGGUGCUGCUCCAAUCUAGCAGGGGAGUCGAAUCGAUGGCGGCGUGGUCGUCGUCGCCGUCGCUUCGCCACCUCCUCCUCCUCCGCCCGCGCUUACCUCUCGGCCCCACCUGCCUCGCCGGCUCCUUCUCCCGUCGCCACAUCCACAGCCACAGCCGCCGCCGCCUCUUCUCCUCCGCAUCCUCCUCGACGCUGACCCACGGUGACGAGGCCUCGACCCAUGUUGAUGCUGGCGGCGUUGUCGACGUCAACCCGCCGCGCGGCACCAGGGACUUCCCGCCGGAGGACAUGCGCCUCCGCACCUGGCUGUUCGAUCAAUUCAGGGAGGUCUCCCGCCUCAUGGCCUUCGAGGAGGUGGACUUCCCCGUCCUCGAGUCGGAGGCGCUCUUCAUCCGAAAGGCAGGGGAGGAGAUCACGCAGCAGCUCUACAACUUCGAGGAUAAAGGGGGUCGCCGUGUUGUUCUCAGGCCCGAAAUCACCCCUUCCCUCGCGCGCCUAGUCAUAAAGCAAGGAAAAUCAGUCUCCCUUCCACUGAAAUGGUUUACUAUAGGACAAUGUUGGCGAUAUGAGCGCAUGACCAGAGGAAGAAGACGGGAGCAUUACCAAUGGAAUAUGGAUAUCUUUGGUGUGCCUAAAGUUCGGGCUGAGGCUGAGCUUCUUCAGGCUAUUGUUCUCCUAUUUCAACGUCUUGGAAUUACAUCUUCAGAUGUGGGGAUCAGGGUGUCCAGCAGGAAGGUUCUUCAGGCUGUGUUGAACAUGUAUUCCAUACCAGAACAUUUAUUCACUGAAGUUUGUAUUAUUGUUGAUAAGUUGGGAAAAUUGACUAGGGAAGAAAUUGAGAAGGAACUGAUGUCAACUGGGCUGUCAUCUGAAGCUGUCCAGGGUAUCAUUGAAGUGCUUUCGCUCAAGUCAUUGUCCAAGCUUGAAGAGGUGCUAGGCUCUGGUGUUGAAGCUGUUGCUGACUUGAAGAAACUCUUCUCAUUUUCGGAGCAAUAUGGUUAUGCUGAUUGGAUUUGUUUUGACGCAUCAGUGGUCCGUGGCCUUGCAUACUACACAGGAAUUGUAUUUGAGGCAUUCGAUAGAGAAGGUAAACUUAGAGCAAUUUGCGGUGGUGGAAGGUAUGAUAGAUUGCUUUCAACAUUUGGAAGUGAAGAUAUUCCAGCUUGUGGCUUUGGAUUUGGAGAUGCUGUUAUAGUGGAACUGCUGAAAGAAAAGGGUCUGUUGCCUGAUAUGUCACGUCAGAUAGAUGACAUAGUCUUCCCUUUGGAUGAAGAGCUCGAAGGACCAGCAUCCAGUAUUGCUUCUUCUCUGAGGAAGAAAGGACGAGCUGUUGACCUUGUAGCAGACAAGCGUCUCAAAUGGGUAUUUAAGCACGCGGAGAGGAUCAAUGCUAGCAGGCUGAUAUUGGUUGGAAAUUCUGAGUGGGAGCGUGGUAUGAUUCGUGUAAAGAUACUAUCAACAAGGGAAGAAUUUGAGGUUAAGGCAGGCGACCUCGAGUGAGCUUUUGCUGAUUAGAAGACUUAAAGUUCCGAACGUCAUGCUUUCUUGCCAAGUUGUGUAGAUACAUAUAUACGUGGAAUAGAUACAGCUCAUGAUAUGAACCUUUGUUGUCAGAGUUGUAUUUUCAUUUGUUUGGUUUCAGUAAUUUAGUGUAAAGAGUCAUCAUCGGGAGUUAUUGUUAGAAUGCGAGGUGAGGCUUGCUUGGAUAAUGCUGGUGUGUUUGGAUGGAUCAAAUCAAACAGGAGCUAGCUAGCUUUGAGUUUAACCUGAUGUAACAACUUGGGGUUUAUAAUACUUAUAAUAGCCUACAGAAAGAUACUUAUCA
Messenger RNA from Panicum hallii, 1862 nucleotides. Its product is annotated as histidine--tRNA ligase, chloroplastic/mitochondrial. Gene Ontology annotation, biological process: histidyl-tRNA aminoacylation. The transcript has 10 exons. Gene Ontology annotation, cellular component: cytoplasm. The record is from RefSeq and is a predicted model, not a curated record. Lineage: Eukaryota; Viridiplantae; Streptophyta; Magnoliopsida; Poales; Poaceae. Bases 74 to 1537 code for a protein of 487 amino acids. Gene Ontology annotation, molecular function: histidine-tRNA ligase activity; ATP binding.